GACAUCAAGUGGGGACGGAGGGGGGACGGCUUUCCUGGCGUCUUUCCGCAGACACCGAGGGGUGCAGCGGUAAAUGUCGCGCAGCGUGCGCAGAGGGGCUCUGGCCCAGACCCCGUUAAAAGCUGGUGCUCAGAGCAGAUGCGUCCUGCACUUACGGCUCCGUGCCUCCUGGAGAACGAGUUUCCCAAGCGGCAUCGGCGGGAUGUUUAAGAAAAAAAGAGGGACCCGUGUCAAAGUCUGAACGAGGCAGCCUCCGUUCUUGCGGCCCUGUCCCAAUUCUGGCAUUUCCAGCUGUGAAGACAGCAAACUUGUGUCGACUGCGGAGUUGCCGGUCCCCGGGAAAAUGGGUGGCACUUAGCUCGGCUUCAGGCCAGUGUCCCAGACACAGCGGGGCAAGUCCGGGUGGCAUCCGUGCACCUCCUCUCUGUAUCAAGUUCAACAAAAACGCGGAUUUGAUUAGAUUAUUUCUCCACUGAAACGAAAGUUAAAUGUUCCUGCAGGCUUAAGGAUGUGUCAGGGAAAACCCCAGAUUCAGUAUGUCUCUGAAUGGUGGCCAAAACCAGCAAUCCAAGCAGCAUUUCUCUUACUGGGGGAACGUGUUUUGGCAAAUUGGUCAGAAUAACAGCUUUGGCAUCAAACUUGACCUGGAUUUGACUCACAUCUUUGCCUCCUGUGGGCUGAUUGACCUUGAAGGAGUUACUUAUCCUCUUUAGCCUCCCUUUCCUCAGCUGCAAAACACAGAAUAGGACAUGCAAUGAAGACAAUCAAUGAAAACCAGAAGAUCUACUAUUGCAAUUAACAUCAAGAACAGGCAACAAAGGACAAAGGAGGUCAGGCUGCAUAUACAUGGACAAAGCCAAUUUCUCAGAAGCUACAACUUCUAAGCAACCAGAAGAUUUGCCUUAUGAUGGGGAUUUCUCCCAAACUAAGAUAUACAAUGAUUAUAAUUUUACCUCAAAAAAUGACAUCCUUGAUGUCUCAAAUCAAAUUAGUUUAACAGUAGAUGACCCUCAAGGAAAGGCUACAUAUAAAGGGACUUGCAGAAAUGCAGACAUAACCAUGACUCUGGGUAAAAUGACUAAAACUGUUAUCAACAAAAACUAUGAUACAGAGAAGCAAUCUACCACAAAUCUUGACAUUCUGACUAAUGAAAGAGACCCUUCAAAGUCAAACAUUUCUGAUAUUUUACUCCAUCACCUUUCCAAUGAGGAAUUCUUAAAAGGUCAAGGCAUUAAUUGUGAAACUCUCCCAGAGAUUGCUGAUGCUGACAGUUCUGAUGAAGCUAGUAUUAAAAACAUUAUUUUGUGCCAUGUUAAGAAUUCUUGGCCAAAAGAACAAACCCCAGAACUCACAGACCAACUGAGCCCCAAAAGGGAUGGUGAACACAGCAAUGUGCCCUGUUGUUCUCUAACUAUGACAGAAGAAAACACCUCUGAUAUACAGGCUGCUGGAGAGAGCAGCCAUCAAGAAACUUUAAAUUUUCUAACUAAAAUCAGGAGUCCACAUGAUAAACCAAAAAGUUGCCAAGGGCAGCCACCCCAGAAACUGCAGACUGAAAAAGCAGUUUCAGGCAAUGUGUUCAAACAUGGCCAUGGUCAGGUUCAUUACCAGUUAUCUGAUUUCUCUAAAGUUGCACCCAAAGUGAAAACCCCUAAAAACAACAUAAUUAAUAAACCCCUUACAACAGAUAAACAAGCCAGCUUUUCUCCUAAAUUGAGAGAUAAGUCAGUUAUUGUGCAAGUUAUUUUAGAAAGCAUGUCUAGGUCAAACUGUAUUGAAAAACAAGAGCAGAAAAGGAAAAGUGCUGAAUCUUCACAACAGGUAGAGAUGGAACCCACAAUACAUAUUCACCAAGAAUAUCUCACAGGAAUAGAAUCUGAGGCCAGUCUCUUUAAGGUGUCAUCAACCUCUCAGAAAGACCCUUCCCCAAGUUCUUCGUACAUAUUUCAAAAGAUAACCCGAGGGAAACAGAUGUGCCAGAAGUUAAAAGAACAGACUGAUCAACUGAAGAUUAAAGUACAAGAAUUUUCCAAAAGCAUAGCACAGGACGCUCCCUAUCAUUUGCAAGACAAGAAACUGGUCCUGGAGAAGCUACAGGGACACCUUGAACUGCUGGAGCAGGAGUUUCUGGACAACAAGGAGAAGCAUCUGACUUUGAAGCAAGUUCACAGGCAUGAAUCCCCAGCUGUCGGUGACUUUGAUCCAGAAAGAGAAGUGGAAGGUGAAAUCUUCAAGUUGGAGAUGCUACUUGAAGAUGUUAAAGAGAAAAUUAAUAAGGGCAAAUGUACGUCAGCCGUCUCUCUUCCCGUGAGUUCUCCAAUCAUCCCGGAUGACUUGGCAUCCACAACCUCUCCACCCUCAAAUGAGGAGCAGCCGGAGCGCAGCGCGGGGAGGCAGGACCGGGCGGAGCCGAGCAGCCCCGGCCGUGCGGGUGGCCGCCGGGCCCUGGAACGGAAGGAAAACAUGGAGAAGAAAGGGCACAGAAGGACCAACAGCAGAAAGUGUCCCACUGCCAUUCAAGAAGAGGUGCUGCGUGCAGAUUCUGUUGUCAGUUCUGAUACCAGCCCCAGCUGCCAUUCUGCUUCCAGGACUGGAUUGCAGAGUAAUAAAUGUGAAAACUAUGGCACUGAGAAUCACAAUUCCAGAAGAGUCUGUCGCAAAGAGCCACUCAAAGAAUUUCAUUAUAGGUACAACAGCCCAGGACAGAAUUACUUAAAUCCUAACGAAAGAAGUGCCUUUGUCAAGCUCUGCUUUUUAAAUGACAAUAAAAAUUCUUCACCUUCUUGUUCAAAACCAGAAUGGAUCUGUUCCCAGACAUCGAAUCCAAAAUCCUCUCAUGAUGAACAUGAGACCAUACCAGGAAAAAAGAAUCUUAGGGUUUUCAUGACCUACAAUUCAGACCUUGCUACACCCUCACUCCAUUUCUACUCCUGCAGGAUUUCUGGAAGCAAAUCCUUAAGAAACUUUGGCAGUACCAAAGAAACAAAAUCUGAGAUAUUAAACUCAUCUUUGGAUCAUGCCCUAAGGACAGCAACCAUUUUGAAAGAAACUACUGAUCGAAUGAUUAGAAUUAUUGCAGAAGAUCUUGCCAAAGCACAGAGAUGGAGGAAGCAAAUGAAAUACUAGUUCGACCCAAGGCAACUGAGGACUUAAAAAAAAGAAAAAUGCUAAGAAAACUUGAUCUUCCCCCCAAAAGUAUCUUACUAUACAAUUUAGGAAGGUGACUUUCUAGAGAAAAUACCAAAACCAUAUGAAAUGGGGGGCACCAAGUGCUUAACAGGAAAAAAAAAAUGGACCCUUGAUUCUUAAAAUUAAUAUUUAUUUUAAAAUAAAUAUGUUUUUCCUAACUCAUAAUAAAAGA
Messenger RNA from Canis lupus familiaris (dog), 3361 nucleotides. RefSeq names its product AKNA domain containing 1 (gene AKNAD1). The coding region runs from base 847 to 3126 and encodes 759 amino acids. The transcript has 14 exons. The record is from RefSeq and is a predicted model, not a curated record. Lineage: Eukaryota; Metazoa; Chordata; Mammalia; Carnivora; Canidae.